This is a messenger RNA of Dipodomys ordii (Ord's kangaroo rat), 1004 nucleotides long. RefSeq names its product melanocortin 4 receptor (gene Mc4r). Lineage: Eukaryota; Metazoa; Chordata; Mammalia; Rodentia; Heteromyidae. Gene Ontology annotation, molecular function: melanocyte-stimulating hormone receptor activity. Bases 3 to 1001 code for a protein of 332 amino acids. Gene Ontology annotation, biological process: G protein-coupled receptor signaling pathway. The record is from RefSeq and is a predicted model, not a curated record. The transcript has a single exon. Gene Ontology annotation, cellular component: membrane.
AGAUGAACUCCAGCCACCAAGCCGGCAUGCGCACGGCUCUCCACCUCUGGAACCACAGCGCCUACCGAGGGCACAGCAAUGCCAGCCAGGCCCCGGGCCAGGGCUACUCGGAUGGAGGAUGCUACGAGCAACUUUUCGUCUCCCCCGAGGUGUUUGUGACCCUGGGGGUGAUCAGCCUGUUGGAGAAUAUUCUGGUCAUCGUGGCCAUAGCCAAGAACAAGAACCUGCACUCGCCCAUGUACUUCUUCAUCUGCAGCCUGGCGGUGGCAGAUAUGCUGGUGAGCGUCUCCAACGGGUCGGAAACCAUCGUGAUCACCCUGCUGAACAGCACCGACAGCGACGCGCAGGGCUUCACCGUGAACAUUGACAAUGUCAUUGACUCGGUGAUCUGCAGCUCCUUGCUGGCCUCCAUCUGCAGCCUGCUCUCCAUCGCAGUGGACAGGUACUUCACUAUCUUUUAUGCGCUCCAGUACCAUAACAUCAUGACCGUGAAGCGGGUGGGCAUCAUUAUCAGUUGUAUCUGGGCAGCUUGCUCGGUGUCUGGUGUCUUGUUCAUCGUUUACUCCGACAGCAGUGCUGUCAUCAUCUGCCUCAUCACCAUGUUCUUCACCAUGCUGGUUCUCAUGGCCUCGCUCUAUGUCCACAUGUUCUUGAUGGCCAGACUUCACAUUAAGAGAAUCGCUGUCCUUCCGGGCACUGGGACCAUCCACCAAGGGGCCAACAUGAAGGGAGCGAUCACCCUGACCAUCCUGAUUGGAGUCUUUGUGGUCUGUUGGGCUCCCUUCUUCCUCCACUUAAUAUUCUAUAUCUCGUGUCCCCAGAACCCAUACUGUGUGUGUUUCAUGUCUCACUUUAACUUGUAUCUCAUUCUGAUCAUGUGCAAUGCCAUCAUUGAUCCUCUCAUUUAUGCACUCCGGAGUCAGGAACUGAGGAAAACCUUCAAAGAGAUCAUCUGUUGGUAUCCCCUGGGAAGCCUCUGUGACCUGUCUAGCCGAUACUAAAUG